This is a messenger RNA of Funneliformis geosporum, 123 nucleotides long. Lineage: Eukaryota; Fungi; Glomeromycota; Glomeromycetes; Glomerales; Glomeraceae. The record is from the annotation of a GenBank genome assembly.
AUGGAACGUGUUUCACUACCAAUCAUAAAAGAAGAUGAGAAGCUGUCAAAAGGAGAAGUUGAAACUCAAAUGCUGGAUGGGAAUAGUAUAUUGGACUUACAAUCAGUAUCUUAUAGCAGUUGA